CCCGCCUACUUAUUCUGCGCAGCCUCUGUAGUGUAGAUAGAUCGCGUGAACCUUCUAUUGAUAAUCGUGCUGUCUUACGUCUCUGACCACUUCAUCCCUCACUCAGUCAUUUGGGUACCACAAUGUCGUCUGGAAACGCUAAAAUCGGCAAGCCGGCCCCAGCCUUCAAAGCCACGGCUGUUGUGGAUGGACAAUUCAAGGACAUCCAGCUGUCUGACUACAAAGGAAAGUAUGUGGUGUUCUUCUUCUACCCUCUGGACUUCACAUUUGUCUGCCCCACUGAGAUUGUGGCAUUCAGCGACCGAGCUGAAGAAUUCCGCAAAAUUGGCUGCGAGGUUCUCGGCUGCUCCGUCGACUCUCACUUCAGUCACUUGGCCUGGAUCAACACACCAAGAAAGCAGGGAGGUCUGGGUAACAUGAAAAUCCCCUUGGUGGCAGACCUCACAAAGAACAUUUCCAGAGACUAUGGUGUGCUGAAGGAGGAUGACGGCAUUUCAUACAGAGGUCUGUUCGUGAUUGACAACAAAGGCAUUUUGAGGCAGAUCACCAUCAAUGACUUGCCAGUGGGUCGCUCUGUGGACGAAACCCUCCGUCUGGUCCAGGCCUUCCAGCAUACUGACCAAUAUGGUGAAGUGUGUCCUGCGGGCUGGCAGCCAGGCGGUGACACCAUUGUUCCUGACGUUGAGAAGAGUAAAGCCUUCUUCUCCAAGCAGUGAAUGUGAAUCUCAUCUCACCAGUUCCAGGGCAGGAGCACUUGCCCUCAGAUGAAAUUUGCUUCUGUGGAACAGUCAUUACUAACUUCCGUUUUUGUCCAAAGCCCAACGUAUUCCCAGUGAAAUACUUUGUACGUCGAGUAUAAAACUGGUAGGACGACCUACAAGUCUCAAACACUGAAAUGUUGAAUUCCUUGUUUUUCAGAAAAACUUUGAGAAUUUUCCUGACUGUUUCCUUAAUAACGCUGCCGUUGAUUAAAACAGUAGGAAUAUGAA
Molecule: messenger RNA, 989 nt
Organism: Syngnathus acus (greater pipefish)
Lineage: Eukaryota; Metazoa; Chordata; Actinopteri; Syngnathiformes; Syngnathidae
Gene: prdx2
Product: peroxiredoxin 2
Exons: 6
Coding region: 123-716 (197 amino acids)
Biological process (GO): hydrogen peroxide catabolic process; leukocyte activation; cellular response to stress
Cellular component (GO): cytosol
Molecular function (GO): thioredoxin peroxidase activity
Source: RefSeq, a predicted model, not a curated record